AUGUCGGCCAGCCGCCGCCCUGAUUCCAGCCGCUCCUGGCGAGAGACGGCUUUACUCCGCCCGCCCACACGGGAUCGCGACACUGGCCGCAGCCGUGGCUUUGGCUUCGUCCGCUUCACGCAGGAAUCCGAUGCUGAAGCCGCCAUUCACCCCCGGCGUCACAACCGGUUGGACAACCAGGUUAUGGGAAGGCCGUUGAGCCACCCAGUGAGCCCGUCCGGGCUGGCAAACCACGAGGAAGAAAAGGAGAUUCCUACUAAGAAGAAGUCCAAGCCAUCCUCCAAACUCUCAAAGGCCAACAACGCUGGCCAAAGGAACCGCGCCAACGCCGCCACUGUUCCCUCACUCACCGUCUCAAACGACGCCAGCGCCAACCAAAACAGCGCCAACAAGGCCUCGCCAACGAUCCCAUCUACAAGCGCUGCGUCGGCCCUCCUGGGCGAGGACCCUUGCAUCCAGCACGCAGCCACAGUCGAACAUGGCAACGCCAUUUGGCCUGCCGGCCAUUCAUUGGUCACCCUGCUUCGCGCUGCCUGCGCGCCCCAAGCCUUGAUUGUUGAAUACCCGGCCGAGGAGGCCAUGGCCCGCGACUACCUACUGGGCAACGACGACCGCCCGAACCUCUUCCUGUCUAUCACUCUCUGGCUCGAGGGCCACAACAGCGCCCGCCUGGGCACCUACAGCCUGUGGCGUAGCCGCGUCCUCCCUGGCCAGCCCGGCCCUGUCGGCGGCUUCUUGGGCAACGGCACUGAGUACGCGCCUAAGUGUCUCGUCCGCAACGAGCGCUUCACGGCUCCUGGCGGCAAUGCGGAUGCUGGCGACGGCGAGAUCUUCUUCUCGUUUGCGGACCUCGCGCCCAGGUGCCAUGACUGGAUCAGGUCGCAGCCGGUCUGCGACGCGCGCAAGCACGAGGUCCGGGUCAAGACGACCCCGUGCCCCGCGGCGCCUCCGCUGCGCGCCAACAUCGAGGAGCAGAUCAAGACCGCCGAUACCCUCGACGAUAUCACCCGUCUCGAGAAGCUGCUGAACGAAGGCAAGAUCCUCCCCUCCGGGGCCCAAGCCUAG
Lasiodiplodia theobromae is the source of this 1065-nucleotide messenger RNA. RefSeq lists its product as uncharacterized. Bases 1 to 1065 code for a protein of 354 amino acids. NCBI's taxonomy places the organism in Eukaryota, Fungi, Ascomycota, Dothideomycetes, Botryosphaeriales, Botryosphaeriaceae. The record is from RefSeq and is a predicted model, not a curated record. The transcript has 4 exons. Gene Ontology annotation, molecular function: RNA binding.